CGCCCGCGCCCGCGCCCAGCCCGGGGCUUUUCAUGGAAGAGAUGUCGGGCGAGAGCGUGGUGAGUUCGGCGGUGCCGGCGGCCGCCCCGCGGACCACCCCCUUCAAGGGGACCGGCCCCAGCUCCAAGUACGUCAAGCUCAACGUGGGCGGGGCCCUCUACUACACCACCAUGCAGACGCUCACCAAGCAGGACACCAUGCUGAAGGCCAUGUUCAGCGGUCGCAUGGAGGUCCUCACCGACAGCGAAGGCUGGAUCCUCAUCGACCGCUGCGGCAAGCACUUCGGCACCGUCCUCAACUACCUGCGCGACGGGGCCGUCCCGCUGCCCGACAGCCGACGGGAGGUGGAGGAGCUGCUGGCCGAGGCCAAAUACUACCUGGUCCAGGGCCUGGCCGAGGAGUGCCAGGCCGCCCUGCAGAACAAAGACGCGUACGAGCCGUUCUGCAGGGUGCCCGUCAUCACGUCCUCCAAGGAGGAACAGAAGCUGAUCGCGACGUCCAAUAAGCCGGCGGUGAAAUUGCUGUACAACCGAAGUAACAACAAAUACUCGUACACCAGCAACUCGGACGACAACAUGCUGAAGAACAUCGAGCUGUUCGACAAGCUGUCCCUGCGCUUCAACGGGAGGGUCCUGUUCAUCAAGGACGUCAUCGGCGACGAGAUCUGCUGCUGGUCCUUCUACGGGCAGGGCCGCAAGAUCGCCGAGGUCUGCUGCACCUCCAUCGUCUACGCCACCGAGAAGAAGCAGACCAAGGUGGAGUUCCCCGAAGCCCGGAUCUACGAGGAGACCCUCAACAUCCUGCUGUACGAGGCCCAGGACGGGCGCGGGCCGGACAACGCCCUCCUGGAGGCCACGGGCGGGGCGGCCGGACGCUCCCACCACCUGGACGAGGACGAGGAGCGCGAGCGCAUCGAGCGCGUCCGCCGCAUCCACAUCAAGCGUCCCGACGACCGGGCCCACCUCCACCAGUGACCGGGACCGCGGCCCCCUCGGCCCCCGCUUCCCGCCGGCCCCCGACCCGCAAGUGCCUUCCGUCUCCCCCAAGCCCCCCGCCGGUGGGCGUCUCCCCGUCCCCUUCCGGCCCCCGUCCGGACUGGCCGGCUCCCGCCGUCGGCCGGUCGGUUGUAGCGCCCGGGCGCCCCGCCCUCGACCCCGUCCCCGUCCCCGAGCGUGAUCUCGGCUUCCGGCCCCCCACGAGUCCCGGGGAGACCCUCCGUCCCCGGAGCUCUCCCUUCUGAAAAUCCGAGGGCGGUUGUACGCCGAUGGAGCCGGCCCGCCCCCCUCUCCUCUCUUUUUCUACCCUCUCCAGCUCUAGCGGGGUGGUGAGCCCAUCACCUCACGGACAUCGGUUUAACGGCCCAGAGACGUCCGGGGGUCCGGGGCCCCGGAAGCGACCGCCGUCGUUGGGAAGGAACGCGGGAGGUCGGCGGAGGAAAUGCUGGGAGCGGAAGGUGUGACGAAAGGCGGGUGGGCGCCGGCGAGGGCAGGACCCUCCACGCCCGACGGGACGGGGGUCACCGAGCACCCGCUGGGGGCACUUGGGGAGUGUAUGGCGGAACCAACGGGCGGGUUUCCCCGCCCACACGGAGCUUACGGUCGAGUCGAGGAGCCGGGCCUGAGACAAGUCUCACGUGGGAGGACGGCGCACCGGGACGGGGCCGUCUCUGAACUCAGAAGAGCGGCGAAGGCCCGGCCCGGGUCCGGACGGCGGCGGAUCGGGGAUUGGGAAGCGGCCAUGGAAGAGCCGGAAGAGCGGUCGCCCCACCCACUCCGGGAAGAAGUCCGGUUGGCACAACUGCGUACUCGGCGGCACAACUUUGAGGGUCUGAGGAUCCCCCGUGAGAGGGAGGGAACGACGCCUUUUAGAGAAACUCUGCCUGGACUUAAGGUCUUCGUUCCCACAGACUGUGGGGAGGGAGGGCGAGGGCUACCAAGGCCCCGGCACACCCAACACCCGCCGUAGGCCAGGGGGUCUCCAACAAUCGGGGAGAGGGCCGGGCCUCACGAGACCGUGGCGUGGACGUCGCCAACGGGGCUGGCAGCAAGAGGCGUCCGAGCCGGGCCCGGGCUGGGAAACGGAUGGUGGUCCCACCCCGCCAGAGCUGAGGAGAAGCGCUUCUUCUUGUCAUUUCCCGUCUUACUUGGGUCGUCGUUUCCCGUCCGUCCGUCCGUCCGCCGGUGGCUCCCACGGCGCCUGUGGCCGGGGAGAGGCCGGCGGGCCAUCCCGUCUCCGUUUCAAUCCCACUCCAAUAAACCGAAACGCCAUCCGGA
Tachyglossus aculeatus (Australian echidna) is the source of this 2273-nucleotide messenger RNA. RefSeq names its product potassium channel tetramerization domain containing 10 (gene KCTD10). Lineage: Eukaryota; Metazoa; Chordata; Mammalia; Monotremata; Tachyglossidae. Gene Ontology annotation, molecular function: ubiquitin-protein transferase activity; protein binding. Gene Ontology annotation, cellular component: Cul3-RING ubiquitin ligase complex. Gene Ontology annotation, biological process: proteasome-mediated ubiquitin-dependent protein catabolic process; protein ubiquitination; protein homooligomerization. The transcript is spliced from 7 exons. The record is from RefSeq and is a predicted model, not a curated record. The coding region runs from base 33 to 974 and encodes 313 amino acids.